AUGUCCUCCAAUAUAUUCGUUAUCCUCGAUGAUCUUGUCAAGCUGAUUGUUAGAGCUUUCUACCCUGAAGAUCACAUCGUUGUUACAGAUGCACUGCUGAAGGAGAAGAAACGAUUUAAGGAUGAAGAUCUAGCCACCAAGCUAAGAUUACCAACGAGGAUCGUACGGACAGUGUUGAGCAACCUUCGCAAUGAUUGCUUGAUAAGAUCGCAAGAGGUCAAGGUAGAGCCCAAACGACCGGGGGACCGCAUCACCACUGCCAAUCUUUGGUAUAUUGACUACAAGUUCCUCAUUGACGUUCUAAAGUUUCGAUUGUACAUGAUUGCCAAGAAGAUAGAGGAGGAGAACGCAAAUGCGACUGACAGUAACCAACACUAUAGAUGCUCGUCUUGUACAAAAGUAUUCACAACGUUUGAUUUUGCUCGUCUGUUGACACCAGAAGGUUCACUGGCGUGCGACUCUUGCGGAGGCUCACUACACGAAGAGAACUCAAGCGAGAACACGUUGAAGUCCAACAGACAGAAAGCUGAUCAGGACCAGCUAAAGAAGCUGAUUGGUCAACUAAAGAAGACUGAGGGCCAACAAAUUCCUUUGUGGGCGAGAGAUAUGGCCGAAGAGAAUGUCAAUACUGGUCCUAAGCUGCACAUCAACACUAAUUCCUCAACAGCAUUUGCCAAGCCAAUUGGUGCCUUCUCCUCUGGCUCCUCAUCAGCAACAACCAACGACACUCAGAAAUGGAUGGAUCCAUCCUCUCAAACACUAGAGUUCAUUGUAGAUAUCUAUGACUCUGAUAAUAUCGAUGGUGGACUGGUUCCAACUGCCACUGAGGGUCCAAAGAAAGAUUUGAAAAAGACUGGUAAUUCAUCAAUGCCACCAUGGCUCAUCACAAAACCGUUUGAACCUAAGAGUAGUAGUUCACAAGCAUCAUUGACAAACAUUAAAGUAAAACAGAAGGUCACACCGACAAGACCAAAAGCACUUGAUGAGAAGUUCUACACUGACUAUGUUAACAGUCACUACAAGGAUAAAGAUGACCAGGGCACAGACAGCCACAAACGAAGAGAGUCACCAACUGACGAUAACAAGACUGCAAAGAAGGUCAAGCUUGAUCAUCCUAAUAUUCAAAUCAAAGUUGGUGACAGACUUGUACCAAUCACACAUGUCACAGAGGAUGACCAAGAUAAGAUGAGUGCUCAGGAAUAUGAAGAGUUCUGCCAAGCAGUGUAUUCUUUCUUUGCCGACCUGCAAUCUUAG
Molecule: messenger RNA, 1254 nt
Organism: Acytostelium subglobosum LB1
Lineage: Eukaryota; Evosea; Eumycetozoa; Acytosteliales; Acytosteliaceae
Exons: 8
Coding region: 1-1254 (417 amino acids)
Biological process (GO): transcription initiation at RNA polymerase II promoter; transcription open complex formation at RNA polymerase II promoter
Cellular component (GO): transcription factor TFIIE complex
Source: RefSeq, a predicted model, not a curated record